This is a messenger RNA of Delphinapterus leucas (beluga whale), 5597 nucleotides long. Lineage: Eukaryota; Metazoa; Chordata; Mammalia; Artiodactyla; Monodontidae. The record is from RefSeq and is a predicted model, not a curated record.
GUUUCCACAGCUCCCUGGCCAGACUCCGUCCCGCCCGCUAGCUCCGGCCCUGGCCGCCCUCCGUCCCCGCCCUGUCGGGCUCCAGGCAAAAUCCGGGGAGGCGGCCGCUCGGAGGCUCCCGGGAGGCGGCGCGGCGCGGCGGGCUGAGCAUGCGCAGUGAGCAAGGCCGGCUCCGGCGCAAGAAGGAAGCGUUCGCUGUGGUCCCGGCGGCUGCGCUGGGGUAUGCGGUACCGGCUAACGUGGCUGCUGCACCCCGCGCUGUCCAGUACCUUCCGCUCGGUCCUCGGCGCCCGCCUGCCCCCUCCGGAGCGCCUCUUUAUUGAAGCUAAAUCAGCUUGCCACGACCUAUUAUAUCCUACGCAGAAGUGGAAGUUGUCAGUAGAUUCUUGGGAUUUUCUGUGUGCCCAGCGAUGUCACCUUUUCCAAAAAAAGACUUACAGCAAAAUGAAUAAUCCAGCUAUCAAGAGAGUAGGAAAUCAUAUCAUCAAAUCUCCUGAAGACAAGCGAGAAUACCGUGGACUAGAGCUGGCCAAUGGGAUCAAAGUACUUCUCAUCAGUGAUCCCACAACAGAUAAAUCAUCAGCAGCACUUGAUGUACACAUAGGUUCCUUGUCAGAUCCUGAAAAUAUUGCUGGCUUAAGUCAUUUUUGUGAACAUAUGCUAUUUUUAGGAACAAAGAAAUACCCUAAAGAAAAUGAAUACAGCCAGUUUCUCAGUGAGCAUGCAGGAAGUUCAAAUGCCUUUACUAGUGGAGAGCAUACCAAUUACUAUUUUGAUGUUUCUCAUGAACACCUAGAAGGUGCCCUAGACAGGUUUGCACAGUUUUUCCUGUGCCCCUUGUUUGAUGAGAGUUGCAAAGACAGAGAGGUAAAUGCAGUUGAUUCAGAACAUGAAAAGAAUGUGAUGAACGAUGCUUGGAGACUCUUUCAGUUGGAAAAAGCUACAGGGAAUCCCAAACACCCCUUCAGCAAAUUUGGAACAGGUAACAAAUAUACUCUAGAGACUAGACCAAACCAAGAAGGCAUUGAUGUAAGACAAGAGCUACUGAAAUUCCAUUCUACUUAUUAUUCAUCCAACUUAAUGGCUAUUUGUGUUUUAGGUCGAGAAUCUUUAGAUGACUUGACUGAUCUGGUGGUGAAGUUAUUUUCUGAAGUGGAGAACAAAAAUGUCCCAUUGCCAGAAUUUCCUGAACAUCCUUUCCAAGAAGAACAUCUUAAACAACUUUACAAAAUAGUACCCAUUAAGGACAUUAGGAAUCUUUAUGUGACAUUUCCCAUACCUGACCUUCAGAAAUACUACAAAUCAAAUCCGGGUCAUUAUCUUGGUCAUCUCAUUGGACAUGAAGGUCCUGGGAGUCUGUUAUCAGAACUUAAAUCAAAGGGCUGGGUAAAUACUCUUGUUGGUGGGCAAAAGGAAGGAGCCCGAGGUUUUAUGUUUUUUAUCAUUAAUGUGGACUUGACUGAGGAAGGAUUAUUACAUGUUGAAGAUAUAAUUUUGCACAUGUUUCAAUACAUUCAGAAGUUACGAGCAGAAGGACCUCAAGAAUGGGUUUUCCAAGAGUGCAAGGACUUGAAUGCUGUUGCUUUUAGGUUUAAAGAUAAAGAGAGGCCACGGGGUUAUACCUCUAAGAUUGCAGGAAUAUUGCAUUACUAUCCCCUAGAAGAAGUGCUCACAGCUGAAUAUUUACUGGAAGAAUUUAGACCCGAUUUAAUAGAGAUGGUUCUCGAUAAACUCAGACCAGAAAAUGUCAGGGUUGCAAUAGUUUCCAAAUCUUUUGAAGGAAAAACUGAUUGCACAGAAGAGUGGUACGGAACCCAGUACAAGCAAGAAGCUAUACCACAUGAAGUCAUUAAGAAAUGGCAAAAUGCUGAUCUGAAUGGGAAAUUUAAACUUCCAACGAAGAAUGAAUUUAUUCCUACAAAUUUUGAGAUUUUAUCAUUAGAAAAAGAAGCAACACCAUACCCUUCUCUUAUUAAGGAUACAGCUAUGAGCAAACUCUGGUUCAAACAAGAUGAUAAGUUUUUCUUGCCCAAGGCCUGUCUCAACUUUGAAUUUUUCAGCCCAUUUGCUUAUGUGGACCCCUUGCACUGUAACAUGGCCUAUUUGUACCUUGAGCUCCUCAAAGACUCACUCAACGAGUAUGCAUAUGCAGCAGAGCUAGCAGGCUUGAGCUAUGACCUCCAAAAUACCAUCUAUGGGAUGUAUCUCUCGGUGAAAGGUUAUAAUGACAAGCAGCCAAUUUUGCUAAAGAAGAUCAUUGAAAAAAUGGCUACCUUUGAGAUUGAUGAAAAAAGAUUUGAAAUUAUCAAAGAGGCAUAUAUGCGAUCUCUUAACAAUUUCCGAGCUGAACAGCCUCACCAGCACGCCAUGUACUACCUCCGCUUGCUGAUGACUGAAGUGGCCUGGACUAAAGAUGAAUUGAAAGAAGCCCUGGAUGAUGUUACCCUUCCUCGCCUUAAGGCCUUCAUACCUCAGCUCCUGUCACGGCUGCACAUUGAAGCCCUUCUCCAUGGAAACAUAACAAAGCAGGCUGCGUUAGGAAUUAUGCAGAUGGUUGAAGACACCCUUAUUGAACAUGCUCAUACAAAACCUCUCCUUCCAAGUCAGCUGGUUCGGUAUAGAGAAGUUCAGCUCCCUGACAGAGGAUGGUUUGUCUAUCAGCAGAGGAAUGAAGUUCACAAUAACUGUGGCAUCGAGAUAUACUACCAAACAGACAUGCAGAGCACCUCGGAGAACAUGUUUCUGGAGCUCUUCUGUCAGAUCAUCUCCGAGCCAUGCUUCAACACCCUGCGCACCAAGGAACAGCUGGGCUAUAUUGUCUUCAGUGGGCCACGCCGAGCCAAUGGCAUACAGGGCUUACGGUUCAUCAUCCAGUCAGAAAAGCCACCUCACUACCUAGAAAGCAGAGUGGAAGCUUUCUUAAUUACCAUGGAAAAGUCCAUAGAGGACAUGACAGAAGAGGCCUUCCAAAAACACAUCCAAGCAUUAGCGAUUCGUCGACUAGACAAACCAAAGAAACUGUCUGCAGAGUGUGCUAAAUACUGGGGGGAGAUCAUCUCCCAGCAAUACAAUUUUGACAGAGAUAAUACAGAAGUUGCCUAUUUAAAAACACUUACCAAGGAAGAUAUUAUCAAAUUCUAUAAGGAAAUGUUGGCAGUAGAUGCCCCAAGAAGACAUAAGGUAUCCGUCCAUGUUCUUGCCAGAGAAAUGGAUUCUUGUCCUGUGGUUGGAGAGUUCCCAUGUCAAAAUGAUAUAAAUUUGUCACAAGCACCAGCCUUGCCACAACCUGAAGUGAUUCAGAACAUGACUGAGUUCAAGCGUGGUUUGCCACUGUUUCCCCUUGUGAAACCACAUAUUAACUUCAUGGCUGCAAAACUCUGAAGAUUCCUCACGUGUGGGAAAGUGCAAGUGGAUGCAUUCCUGAGUCUUCCAAGGGCUAGGAAAACAAUCUUGGCCAUUUUAAUAUUUUCUGGUUCACUAUUAGAAAAACAGAAAAAAAAAAAAAAGUUGUCAAAUGUCAUUAUGUAGAAAUAUUAAAAAUCCAAAGUAAUUAAAUUACAAAAUCUUAUAGAUGUAGAAUAUUUUUAAAAUACAUGCCUCUUAAUAUUUUAAAAGUUUUCUUUUCAUUACUAAGAGAAAUGUCCCUUAUAUAACAAUACUUAAAAUGAUGGAUGAUAUUCCUAUAGAAACUUUCUUCCUUAUUCUGUAAAAUAGUCACUUGUCAGAAGAAAAAUAUGUUAGCUUUUUUCUAAAAGCCUCCUAGGUUGACAGAAAAGACUUAAAAACAUGUAGAAAGAUAAUACCUUUUUAAAAAUGGAUCCUCAACUUUGCUUUCUACUUAAUGGUUUCAUGUAAAUAAUGGAGAACAUUACGUUUGGCAGAUAAUGAACAAAGCAAUGUAAUUUUCUUUUAUUAGUGAAAUUGCUGAUUAUAUAAGGCAUGGUUUUAAUCUUUUUAUAGAAUUUGAACAUGUUUUUUAUUCAAACUAGUAAAAUGCUGGAAAACUCUAGAACACCCUACUUAUUUACAGUGCUAGAAAUACAGACUUACCUUACAUCAAUUUUGUCCCAAACUGAAUUUCUCAGGAUUACUGUGAUUUGUUUUUUUCUGAUUGAAUUAUAUUGACAUUCUUGUUCAUAGUUGGUUUGCAGUGUUCCAUCAGUGUCACUUUUUCCCAUCAACACGUUGCUGUAUUUAUUUAACAGAAACAAACAGGGUCAACUUCAGAUCCCACUGAGUGUGUGACAUGCUUUUCCAACAUCAUCUAUUCUAAACACCUGUAACUUUUUACUACCACGAAAUUGCAGUCAGUAUACGAACCAAAAUAUUUGCCCCAUUAUGAAUAUAAAAGGCAACACGUACACAGACACCUUUUUGGAGGUAUAAAAAGGAAAGCCUUGGAUUCUUCAAUAGCGUGCUCUCCAUAGAGACUCUGAAUCCUGUUUUGCUACCAGUCUAAUACUGCCUUAAGUGUAAAGUUACUUUUUGAAUAUAUAAAUUCAAACAUACAAACACAUAGAUGAUGACUGGAGUGAACUUUUAAAAAGUAUUUUUUUUCAUGAGAUACAAUUUUGGAUGAAAUUGUUACUGUAGAUUUAACAGCUGUUUUGAAAUAUUUACUGUUAUUAAAACUUAAAGAGAAAUUGGAGACAUACAGGCACUAGUAACAGUAAGUGGCCCUGUAGUUCACUAACUCAGGCGAAGUAAAGAAUGGCAUUUUCAAAUGACAUUUCACCUCCAUAUGACUUGAUUUGCCAGGACUUCUUUCUGUAGAGUCAUGUCUUUUCACAUCUUAAGUUUUCACAUUUGCUGUUUUUCUGAAUAAUCUGAAUUUGGGGCAAGAAUGAUAAUCCCAACUGUGGAGGCUGCUUUUGAAAGCGGGGCUCCAUUUCUACUGUCAGACAUAUGUGGUGCUGUAACCAUCUUUUUAUCCCUGCCUUCAAGAGCUUCCUUGUAUGAAGCCUGUCUUUGUCCAUCAGAAGGUGCGUGAGUCAUCAUCACUUCCUUCUGGUUUUAUGCAUUUGUAGACUAUGCAGCUUUUCAUCAAACUGCAGAUAUAUACGAGAGGGAUCAAAAACUAGUCCUGAGUGCAUAAAUCCACCACUGGAAAAGUAAAAAAUCCACUUAUAUCUUUUCUGUGGAAAAUUAUGUGCUACUGGGUAACUUUUUGCUCUUUAAAAAAAAAGGGAGGGGGUGAAAUUGAACGGUGUCACUUUUAUGAGAAAGUCACGUGAAGAAAUCUGAACGGCAUCUCACGUCGUCUUACAGGAGCCUGUGGUUGCUCUUGAGCGUACUCUAGCGUUGUCUGGUUUCCACUUUGGAUCUAGAGCUACUGUUGGAUCACUCAGGCAUCCUUAUGGAUUCAGCUACAUGGGUCCAAGCUGCAGUCCCUGAGCAAUAACAGACUACCUGGCUACUGCUCUUUACUCAGCGCUUAGUAAAUGAGAUUUGCGAAACACACUAAGGUGUUAGUUACCCGUGACUUUUUGAAAAGUCUUCUUUUUCACUGCUUGAUGUGGAAGAGAGAGCAUGUGACACAGCCAGUACGUGGUAGAGUGCUAGGGUAAUCCUGUUUACAAUAAAUUGCCUGAAUUUCA